CCGAUUUGGACCGUCCGACUCCGAGAAUGAUUCAGUGCCGUUGAAGACUCGAUCGAGGAAGGUGGUCGAGCUCCCGCAUCCUGAACUCUCUCUGGUGACCCGAUUUUUUUCCCCCAUUUCUUUUCCUCUCUGAAGUUUGCUUAGCGUGUUGUUGCUGCUGCCGGGUUGACCUUGACCGAAAAUAUUGUUUCUUUUUUAUUAUUUAUUUAUUUAUAUUAUAUCUCGUUAUGUUUACGUUAGACUGACUAAAGGAAUGAGUAAAACGAGAUUAUAAUUGUCAAGUGUGAUGAAGAGAAUUGGCGAAUCGUUCAGGUGAAUUGUGGGUGAGAGAAAAAAAAAUUAGAAACGAGCGGAAACCGAUGUUUCCGAUUGUUGUAUAUGGAGUAUUGUCGUAAAAAAGUGUGGUGACGAUGAUGCCUGGAUCCAAAGUGAUGACAGUGAUGGUCGUUUGGUUCAUCACAUCGACAGCGGCUCGGCUCGGACUCAACGAAGAACAGCGACUCCAUAAGCGUAGCAGACACUUCCUCGAGUCGCAGAUCCAGAAAACGCGCGAGGAUCUUUUGAGAACAGUCGAUUGCAACACUGACUGUCAGUCAAGAUCGUCGGAGCCGGUCUGUGGCACCAACGGCCAGACCUACGACUCGAUCUGCGACCUGGAGCGAGACAUCUGCAAGAAGGGCAACGUGAAGCUGAAGCACAAAGGAGAAUGCACACUCGCUGAGAAAUGCGAGGGCAACCGCGCCUUCCAGCUGGAGCAAGUAGCCAGCGGGAAGCUGGUCCACGUGCCUACCUGUCUGCCGGAUGGGUCCUAUGCACCAGUGCAGUGCCACAACUUCACACUGUUCUGUUGGUGCUCGACAGUCAAUGGUCAGAUCAUCUCCGAGACCAUUACAAAGAAUAAAAUGCCCCAAUGUUUAGGAAACCGCACUUCAGCACCGCCGCCGGAACCUCCACAACAAGGCAAGUCAGAAGGCAAAAGAAGGGAAAAUAUAGAGGCGAGGACAACUCUCCUCUCGCUUUCAGUGGCCACGUCGGUUCCGGGUGACGCUCGCCAGCCUCCUACCGCCCACCAGCCUUCCUUAGGCUCCAACCGGUGUCGGGGGAAGAAGCGAAACUUAUUCUUUGGCAACAUGUUAAAACUCAUCAUGAAAGACUACAGACUUCAAGCCAGCGGCGAGCGAGGGUCCCAAGUAGAGGCGAUCAAGUGGAAGUGGGCGCAGCUGGACAGAGACGAUGACGGCGUCCUCAAGCGGCGCGAGUACAGAGACUUUCGGAAGAUCGUCAAGAAAUUCGUUGAACCCAAGAAGUGCUCGAAGGUUUUCCCGCGCAUCUGCGAUGCCAAUCAGGACAAAAAACUGACGCAAGACGAAUGGAGGAUCUGUUUCACCCAGACGCAAAGAAUCGACAGAACCGGAAAGAAAAAUUUUCUGACAGCUGUGCCUUCUGUUCCAGGGAAGAAAUGUCAGAAAGCGAGAGGCUGCGGCAGAAAACCAGAAAGUAAAAGACCCAAGCCAUCGUGUGAUCGCGAGAGAGAGAUGCUGUUACAAGACGCCAACAUGGAAAACAACAGCAUACCGAUUCUGGAAUGCCAGGCCAACGGGAAUUAUAAGCCAAUACAGUGCCACAAAGGUUACUGCUUCUGCGUCGACGAGUUCACCGGGAACAGCCUUGAAGGGACGACCGUCACCAAUGGCACGCCGGAUUGUUCCAAGCCAUAUCCCCAUGCAAACGAUUGGCCCGGCUGCGUUGGCAAGAACAAGACGAGAUUCAUGCAGGACCUCAAGAAGUACUUACUAAACAAAGUCGACAGUGACGGAAGUAGCCCUACGGCUGACGCUUCUUCUCAGCAGUCUGUUGAAGAAUUCGCCGCCAAAUACCAUUUCAGUCAUUUAGACAAGAAUGGCAAUGGUUACUUGGAGCGGAGGGAGAAAAAAGAAUUGAAAAAAUUUCUCAAGAGAAAUCCGAAGUUAAAAAUUUGUGGGAAAAAACUUGCCAAAUACUGUGAUGUCGACUCUGACCAGAGGGUGUCCUUGGACGAGUGGGUGGCCUGUGUCAUUCUCCCCACUCAAAACGGCACGAGAAACGGGGACGACAAGCGGCCUCAUCCCUUCGAGGAGAUCCUCAAACCGGAAACAUAGAAUUCGUCUUAUGUGAAAGAAAGCGUCUAUAUCUGGCGAAGGCCUCUUCACAAGUCAUCCAUGUCCACCUCGUGGGUCAUUUUUCGGAUCGGGAUGAGACAGCAGGAGGAAGUCUAUGUUUCUGAAUAAGUUGACGUUCGACAGACUUGGUUCAGUGCCAGAUAUAAAACCACGUGGAUAUUACAACUUUUGUGCUGUUAUCAUCAUGACAUUUAGAACUAUAUAUAAAAUCUCACUUAUAACUGUAAUAUCUCUUCGAAAGAAAUGGCUGCAUAUAGCGCAAUCAUGUCUAUAUUGUAGUGUAUUUUGAAAGCCGUUUUACGUAGGUAAUGAAAUAUAAGCCCGUGCUACUUAUAAUCCAGUGAGAACAAUGACGGAUAACCACAGGUCUCCGGUCAAGCUCUGAAGAAAUACUACAGAAGCUUACUGAUAGAUGCUUAUAUUCCUUACAAAACGGUUAUGACAAAACUUUGAGAAUAUCAUGGUAUGUACUUGACACUGGUAUUUUGGAAGCAGCACAUACAGUGUGAAUGAAUUCUCGUCUAGUGAGCGAAGUGUUAUUAUGUAUCUGCUGUGCGUGACUCCAUGAACAGGCAAGGAAGAGCACUUCACGCGGCGACACUUCCUACAAGGUACUACCGUCUUAAAAGUGGUAGCAUAAUACGGCUUCCUCUGUGAAAGGAGGCAUUUCAGAAUAAUCCAUUUUAUCUCUCUAUAUAAUUACAGUAUGUAUAUCCACCUCCAGUUCAUUACUUGUAGAAAUGCUUCUUUCUGUUAGAAAAUUAGAAAGUUAAAAAAAGGGAAGGUCGCGUGAAAACAAACCAUGGGAGAGAUAUGAUAUCGAAACUUUUCUUUUUCUAUUUUAUUUUAUUUUUCCUGGAUACUGUAGUGGUCUUGAUUAUAAACUGAUUCUACCGUGAUAAUUGGACUAAGAUUACGUACAUGCUUUCAUGCCAUGAAAACCGAAUAAAAGUGAUUGAAAGUCUCUCAUGUAACACGAAAUACGUUGCUGAAGUUGGCAAAGAAACAGAUAUUUGCUCGUCCAUCGGUGAGUUCUGAUACGGAUGUAGGUGGAGAAAUACAACCAGGUGUUUACCUCACUGUACGCUUGAUAAAGCAGGUAAAGUGUAAAUGAAAAAGAUGGUAAUGAAGCUCUGUUUACAAAAUUUCCUAAAGACGUUCCUUUUACUUCUCUUGCAUCUCUAUUUGACGCAGGAUAGCUCUUAUUUUCUGAAUCAUUUCUCAUUAAAUAUAAUCAUGAUUAGCUGGUAGGAAUCAAGGUAAGAAUAGUGAUAGAUGUGUAACUUCGUGGGAAUUAAUUGGUCACUCUUAUGACUAAAUAUCCCAGAUUCGACAAAGAAAACCAGAAGGAAAGCCAGGGAGUGGGAUCUAGUCUAAAAAAAAAAUGAAAGUGGUAGGCUAGACUUAUGUCUGAUCUGUUCAAGAAAGGGGUAUUAAUGAUUUUUCCGCCAUGUAUUUUUAUAUAUGUUCUUCUUUUCAUAUCACAAAGUACAAGGGUAAUUACGGAGGGCUUACUUAGUUCCGUAAGCGCUGCGUUAAGUAGUAGAGUAUUAACAAGAAAGCGGACAGCUUUGUUGCUAUUGUUAAGCUACAAUUAUCUACUGAUUUUUUAGAACUUUAUUAACAACUUAAUUUCUCGAUUAUUAUUAUCGGUCGAAAGCUGGGUUUUUUAUUUUAUUUUUAUUUUUACUGGGUGGUUCUUGCAUCCUGCCUCCUUAGGAGUCCAUCACUUUUCUCACUAUUAUUAUUAUUAUUAUUAUUAUUAUUAUUAUUAUUAUUAUUAUUAUUAUUAUUAUUGGUUAAGAGAAUGCACAAGAUAUGUCACGCUGUAUAUUUAUUGAGACUUCCACCGUGUAUCUGAAAAAAAAAAAAAUAAGAAUGCCCGUUUUUUCCUCUCGCUACCUAGGGCGGCACAAGAUUCUACGAGUUGUAAUGAAGAAUAAUCAUACAAAAUGAAACAGAAUGUUUAGCCUAAUGGCGGUAUGUGACGGAAAAUGAGAAUGACAAUUUAUGUAAAUAUUUGUACUACUUAUUAAUAGCCAAGAGAAAGAAAGAAGAG
Macrobrachium nipponense is the source of this 4218-nucleotide messenger RNA. RefSeq names its product SPARC-related modular calcium-binding protein 2-like. Bases 411 to 2138 code for a protein of 575 amino acids. Gene Ontology annotation, cellular component: basement membrane. Lineage: Eukaryota; Metazoa; Arthropoda; Malacostraca; Decapoda; Palaemonidae. The transcript is spliced from 15 exons. The record is from RefSeq and is a predicted model, not a curated record. Gene Ontology annotation, molecular function: extracellular matrix binding; heparin binding; calcium ion binding. Gene Ontology annotation, biological process: extracellular matrix organization.